UCUCUCAGUACAACUCUAUUUGCUGUCUUCUUUGAUUCUGCAAAAAUUUCCAAAAUGGCCCUUUUAAUUUCAUUCUUAAUUGGGAUACAGCUGUUUCAUGCAGUGACUUCUGUUCCACUUCCUCUCUUCCUUUCCCCAUCAUGCAACUCUUUGGAGGUAACGACUGCUGCAGAAGUGGCCCUCAACAAACUCAAUGCAAAUCGGAGAGAAGGCUACGUUCUUGGUCUCCAGCGCAUUUUUGAUGCCCAAGAAGUUACUGAGGGUGAUGAGUCUGUUUUCAACCUUAUUUUGGAUGUGCUCGAAACCAAAUGCCAUGUCCGGAGCAGGAAAUCCUGGAAAGAGUGUGAGUUUAGACAUCUGCCUGAGACAGUCUUUGGCCAUUGCGAAAUAAUAAUUAAAUUGAACAGGAAAACAAAUGAAUCGUUGUUAUACAAAAGUGACUGCAUUUUACGCCCUCAUUCUGUAUCUGGUUGUCCUGACUGUCCACGACGCGGAAACACUUCUGAAGACAUUUUUCAACAAACAGCAAGAGAGAGCCUGGCUAAAUUCAAUGUUGAAAGUAACCACAAUCAUUAUUUUGCUGUUCUUGAGGUCACCAAAGCAAGUUCACAGUGGGUUUUUGGUCCUUCUUACUACGUAGAAUACACGAUCCAGGAGACUUCCUGUCACAAAAGUACACCUGUGUCUGACAUCACUCAAUGCCCUCUCCUCCCAACUGAAACUGCAGAGGCAGGUCUAUGCAAAGGCUCCGUAAUCAACAAACCAAUAAAAUUUGAAAAAACUGUCACUGUACAAUGCGAUUUCUUCCCACAUCCGCAAUCAGUUAAAGAUGGACAGACUUCACAAACACAGUCUGAAACACAGGAGCUACACCACCCUCAUGUUACUUUCACAGAAACGCCACCACAACAGAAGGAAGCAGUGGUACAGGUGAUCGAGUAUCAUCCUUCGAGCAACCAUGACGUGCCAGAAGUUCCUCCUUAUCCUAAAGGGCUUUCCGAAUCAGCUGAAUGCCCAGGAAAGGUUUUAAACGAGAUAUUUGGCCUUCAUCUGCCUUCACGGCAACAGGCUGAAACUUCCCAAACAAAGAGUGAUGUACAACACUGAAAGAUUAAUUCAGAGGAAGCCUCCCUCCCUUCUUCUGUCAUUCACUCACUCACUCACUCACUCAUUCACUCACUCGCUUACUUAUCACAAGAACAGCAACUAUUUUUCCGCUCAAGGAAAUAUUAAAUAUUGGUAUCAUACAAAGUGAAGAAAAUUUGGUAAAACAAAUUAGAGACCAGAGUCAAAUGCAUAUAAAAAGUUUGUAUAAUAUAUUGAUAGAAACAGACUUGGAAACAGAGUUAGUUAAGGAUUGUAUGAUAAAAUGGGCACAAAACUUUGAACAACCAAUAAUGAUGGAAACAUGGGAAAAGAUAUGGGUAAGAAAUGUAAAAUUUACACAAGCGCAAAAUUGGAGAGAAAACUUUUACAAAAUGUUUUAUAGAUGGCAUUUAGAUCCCAAAAAGUUAGCUUGUAUGUAUCCGAAUUUACAAUCUAAAUGUUGGAGAUGUGAUUGUGAUGACGCUACUUAUUUUCAUUUAUGGUGGACUUGUAAAAAGGUUAAAGCAUUCUGGAUAAAAAUUUGGUGGAUUAUUCAAAAUAUUCUUUAAAAGAGGAUAAAGUUUACUCCACAGUUAUUUUUGUUGGGCAUAAUCAUGGAUUGUACGGUUAUAGAGACUAAUUUGAUCCUGAAUUUAAUAACUGCAGCAAGAUUGUUGGUGGUGCAGUAUUGGAAGAAGGAAGAUUUGCCUACUACUCAAGAAUGGAUAUUAAAAGUAGCAAAUUUAGCAGAGAUGGCAAAGAUCUCAGCGUAUUUGAAGGACUAUUCAAAUGAGAAAUAUAUGAUAGAAUGGAGAAGAUGGAUAGAUUAUAUUCAAAAUAAAUACCGGACUAAAAAAUUUCAAAUAGCUUACGAAUAGAUAGAGAGAUGUUAUUAUGUAUUCAUUUUUAGUUUGGUAAAUGGGGAGUUAAAGUAUUAGAGAGAUGUAAGAGGUUAUAAUUAAUUAGACUAUGUUAGAUUAUGAUUGUUGAAUGUUAUACCCUGUAUUUUGCUCUGGGAAGUAGG
This is a messenger RNA of Pantherophis guttatus, 2110 nucleotides long. Its product is annotated as fetuin-B-like. The record is from RefSeq and is a predicted model, not a curated record. Lineage: Eukaryota; Metazoa; Chordata; Lepidosauria; Squamata; Colubridae. Gene Ontology annotation, biological process: negative regulation of endopeptidase activity; binding of sperm to zona pellucida. Gene Ontology annotation, cellular component: extracellular region. Gene Ontology annotation, molecular function: cysteine-type endopeptidase inhibitor activity; metalloendopeptidase inhibitor activity.